Messenger RNA from Molossus molossus (Pallas's mastiff bat), 687 nucleotides. RefSeq names its product ribulose-phosphate 3-epimerase-like. Gene Ontology annotation, cellular component: cytosol. The record is from RefSeq and is a predicted model, not a curated record. The transcript has a single exon. Bases 1 to 687 code for a protein of 228 amino acids. NCBI's taxonomy places the organism in Eukaryota, Metazoa, Chordata, Mammalia, Chiroptera, Molossidae. Gene Ontology annotation, molecular function: metal ion binding; D-ribulose-phosphate 3-epimerase activity. Gene Ontology annotation, biological process: pentose-phosphate shunt; carbohydrate metabolic process; pentose-phosphate shunt, non-oxidative branch.
AUGGCACCUGGCUGCAAGAUUGGGCUGUCCAUCCUCAACAGUGACCUGGCCAGUUUAGGGGCUGAGUGCCUCCGAAUGCUGGACUCUGGGGCCAAUUAUCUGCACCUGGAUGUAAUGGACGGGCAUUUUGUUCCCAACAUCACCUUUGGUCACCCUGUGGUAAAAAGCCUCCAAAAGCAGCUAGGCCAGGACCCUUUCUUUGACAUGCACAUGAUGGUGUUGAGGCCGGAACAGUGGGUAAAGCCAAUGGCUGUAGCAGGAGCUAACCAAUAUACCUUUCAUCUCGAGGCUACCAAGAACCCAGGGGCUUUGAUUAAAGACAUUUGGGAGAAUGGGAUGAAGGUUGACCAUGCCAUCAAACCAGGAACUACAGUUGAGUAUUUGGCACCAUGGGCUAAUCAGAUAGAUGUGGCCUUGGUUAUGACCGUGGAACCUGGGUUUGGAGGGCAAAAAUUCAUGGAAGAUAUGAUGCCAAAGGUUCACUGGUUAAGGACUCAGUUCCCAUCUUUGGAAAUAGAGGUCGAUGGCGGAGUAGGUCCUGACACUAUCCAUAAGUGUGCAGAGGCAGGAGCUAACAUGAUUGUGUCUGGCAGUGCCAUUAUGAGGAGUGAAGACCCCAGAUCUGUGAUCAACCUGUUAAGAAAUGUUUGCUCAGAACCUGCUCAGAAACGUUCUCUUGAUGGAUGA